This is a messenger RNA of Nerophis ophidion (straightnose pipefish), 3528 nucleotides long. It is a transcript of the gene guca1c, whose product is annotated as guanylate cyclase activator 1C. Gene Ontology annotation, molecular function: calcium ion binding; calcium sensitive guanylate cyclase activator activity. The record is from RefSeq and is a predicted model, not a curated record. Lineage: Eukaryota; Metazoa; Chordata; Actinopteri; Syngnathiformes; Syngnathidae. Bases 28 to 603 code for a protein of 191 amino acids. The transcript has 4 exons.
UCAGUCCUGUUCCGUCUCUCCUGAGAAAUGGGCGCCCACGGCUCCAACCUGGACGACAUCAUGGAGGAGGACAUGCACCACUGGUACACCAAGUUCAUGAAAGAGUCCCCUUCGGGCCUCAUCACGCUCUUUGAGCUCAAGACCAUGCUGGAGAUGACCGGCAUGACGCAGGAGGCCAGCAGCUACGUGGAUCAGGUCUUCUUCACCUUCGACAUGGAUGGGGACGGCUACAUCGACUUUGUGGAGUACAUCGCCGCCAUCAGUCUCCUGCUCAAAGGGGAAGUCAACCAGAAGCUCAAGUGGUACUUCAAGCUCUUCGACCAGGAUGGCAACGGCAAAAUAGACAAGGACGAGAUGGAGACCAUCUUUAAGGCCAUACAAGACAUCACCAGGAUCUACGACAUUCCUCCUGAGGAAAUCGUCACGCUCAUAUACGAAAAGAUCGACAUCAACGGAGAAGGAGAGUUGACCUUGGAGGAGUUCAUCAGUGGCGCCAGGCAGCACGCAGACAUCAUGCAGAUGCUCACCAAGAUGAUGGACCUCACCCACGUGUUGGAGAUCAUCAUCAUGGGACAGCAGAAGCACAGCUUGGCCACAAAGUGACACACAACUUUUGUCUCAGGCCGGACAGGUCGCGAAGCCGGCGUUGAAACUUUGUGGCGCCGGUCUUGCGUGGAGCUUCUUCGGCCACAAGGAGGAAACAAGAUGUCUGCCGGGUUGGACGUUAUGGAACCAAAACACGCUUCGAAGAUGGCAUAUCUUCCAAAGUCUCCUGAAUGGCUUUGCUACACUUCAAUAUUGACAUAAUGUGUUUAUACCCUGAUGAUUUGACUGGUACUUGACACAAGAUGGCAGAAGUAGUUUGGUGUAUUUGGGAUGACCAAUAUCAAUGUACUGUAUGUUGAUCUUCUAAUGAAGUGUCCGGUGCUUAGUGUGUAAAGCUCAGCGCAGUGGUUCUCAAAUGGGGGUACGUGUACCCCUGGGGGUACUUGAAGGUAUGCCAAGGGGUACUUGAGAUUUAUUUUAAAUAUUCUAAAAAUAGCAACAAUUCAAAGAUCCUUUAUAAAUAUAUUUAUUGAAUAAUACUUCAACAAAAUAUGAAUGUAAGUUCAUAAACUGUGAAAAAAAUACAACAGUGCAAUAUUUAGUGCUGACAGUUAGAUUUUUUUGUGGACAUGUUCCAUAAAUAUUGAUGUUAAAGAUUUCUUUUUGUGUGAAGAAAUGUUUAGAAUUAUGUUCAUGAAUCCAGAUGGAUCUCUAUUGCAAUACCCAAAGAAUUGAAUUGAAAUAUUUAUUUCAAACCUGCACAGCACAACUAAACACAUGUUUUUCUUACAUUUUGGCAGAGAUAUUUAUGCAAGGCGUGAAAAAGGGUUGGAUGAAGCAGCACGCCGGACUGUAGUCAGUUGGAAGCGUGUCUUAAUGAAAUUAAACAAUGGAUGUCCGCUAACUUUUUGCAACUUAAUGCCAAAAAAACGGAAAUGCUGAUUAUCGGUCCUGCUAGACACCGACCACUAUUUAAUAAUACAACUUUAACAUUUGACAACCAAAUAAUAAAACAAGGUGACUCUGUAAAAAAUCUGGGUAUUAUCUUCGACCCAACUCUCUCCUUUGAGUCACACAUUAAAAGCGUUACUAAAACGGCCUUCUUUCAUCUCCGUAAUAUCGCUAAAAUUCGCUCCAUUUUGUCCACUAAAGACGCCGAGAUCAUUAUCCAUGCGUUUGUUACGUCUCGUCUCGAUUACUGUAACGUAUUAUUUUCGGGUCUCCCCAUGUCUAGCAUUAAAAGAUUACAGUUGGUACAAAAUGCGGCUGCUAGACUUUUGACAAGAACAAGAAAGUUUGAUCAUAUUACGCCUGUACUGGCUCACCUGCACUGGCUUCCUGUGCACUUAAGAUGUGACUUUAAGGUUUUACUACUUACGUAUAAAAUACUACACGGUCUAGCUCCAGCCUAUCUUGCCGAUUGUAUUGUACCGUAUGUCCCGGCAAGAAAUCUGCGUUCAAAAGACUCCGGCUUAUUAGUGAUUCCUAGAGCUCAAAAAAAGUCUGCGGGCUAUAGAGCGUUUUCCGUUCGGGCUCCAGUACUCUGGAAUGCCCUCCCGGUAACAGUUCGAGAUGCUACCUCAGUAGAAGCAUUUAAGUCUCAUCUUAAAACUCAUCUGUAUACUCUAGCCUUUAAAUAGACCUCCUUUUUAGACCAGUUGAUCUGCCGCUUCUUUUCUUUCUCCUAUGUCCCCCCCUCCCUUGUGGAGGGGGUCCGGUCCGAUGACCAUGGAUGAAGUACUGACUGUCCAGAGUCGAGACCCAGGAUGGACCGCUCGUCGGGACCCAAGAUGGACCGCUCGCCUGUAUCGGUUGGGGACAUCUCUACGCUGCUGAUCCGCUUGAGAUGGUUUCCUGUGGACGGGACUCUCACUGCUGUCUUGGAGCCACUAUGGAUUGAACUUUCACAGUAUCAUGUUAGACGCGCUCGACAUCCAUUGCUUUCGGUCCCCUAGAGGGGGGGGGUUACCCACAUCUGAGGUCCUCUCCAAGGUUUCUCAUAGUCAGCAUUGUCACUGGCGUCCCACUGAAUGUGAAUUCUCCCUGCCCACUGGGUGUGAGUUUUCCUUGCCCUUUUGUGGGUUCUUCCGAGGAUGUUGUAGUCGUAAUGAUUUGUGCAGUCCUUUGAGACAUUUGUGAUUUGGGGCUAUAUAAAUAAACAUUGAUUGAUUGAUUGAUUGAUUGAUGCUUAUAAUAGCCCAAAAACAUUAAGGCACUUUAAGUUGAUGAUUACUUCUAUGUGUAGAAAUCUUUAUUAAUAAUUGAAUCACUUGUUUAUUUUUCAACAAGUUUUUAGUUAUUUAUAUAUCUUUUUUUCCAAAUAGUUAAAUAAAGACCACUAAAAAUGACCAAUAAUUUGCACUGUUAUACAAUUUAUUAAAUCAAAAACUGAUGACAGUGCUGUAUUUUACUUCUUUAUCUCUUUUUUUCAACCAAAAAUGUUUUGCUCUGAUUAGGGGGUACUUGAAUUAAAAAAAAUGUUCACUGAAAAAAGGUUGAGAACCACUGGCUUAGCGUCUUUCUGUAAUGUGUUGCCUUAAAUGAGACAAACUGUCACACUUGCUCAAUAUACUGAGUGUUGAUUCAACGUUGCAUUAGACACAUUUCACAAAAUUGCCGCAUAUCCAAAAAUGUCUUACUUAAAAAAACGUGAUCAUUACCGAUUGAUGUCGGGACAUCCGUGACGAAAAGAGAGCCAAUCAGCAGCGAGAUAAUUGAAGCGAGGCGGAAGCACCAACAAUGGCGGCAAAAACAAACAGAAGCAGACUUCAGAAAAGGAACCACAAUGUGCUAUACAUGUUCAUACAUUAUCAGUUUUAGAAGUCUUGGACUCUAAUGGAGUUAGGAGGUAAACUGACAGCUGCCCAGUAUAUUCUUCUAAUCUUUUCCUAAUACCCCGGAUGUUUGGAUGCUCGCGCGACUAGGCUGCCACUCACAGGUCAGUCCGGGUACUGCUUCACGUCACAAAUACUAUUGGGGAAA